UCUGGAGUCCCUGAAGGUCUGUGGCUCCGGACAGCUGCCUGGCACACCCACAAAAGCCAUGACUGGAUUUGGCGGACUGUUUUCGGGGAGGCUCUGACCUGAGCGUCGCUCAUAUUAUCUGGUUAAUAAGCGCAUGGGAAGCAUCACUUAAAGCUCUCCCUGGAGCCCAGUGUGGCCUCACUGCAGGGGGUAAUGAUCUUUUUUAUUAACAGUUGCAGAAUGGACACUAACGAGGUGGCUGAACUUCUCCUCCCAGUGUGAACCUAACAUCGCUCCACAAUGACAGUACAAAGACCGAGUAAGCAGAAAUGUAACAACAGUUGUUGGGAGGCUUCAGAGCAUUGACAGCUCUGGGUUUGCCCGUGCGGGGCUCCAAGACGUACAAGGAAACCCCGAGGAUCAGGGCCUCCUGUCCGGAUGACACCAGCAGGAGCCAGCCACAAUCCCCUCCUGAGCUAGCAUUAGCCAGGCUAACAAAUGUCUUCCCUUAAUUCGACAUAAUUGCAAAUGGAUAACUGUAUUCAAAAACUUUUAGUUGAGGUGUUUAUGGGUGAGAGUUGUUAAGGAGGUCGCUAUAACCGGAUGGACGGACAACAUCGAUUUCAGGACCGUGAGUAAAAACUGCGGAGGGGUCUUCAGGCAUGAUGGAGGGACUUCAUAGUCAGGCUAUUAGCCUGGACCCACGCAGGCAGGAGCUGCUAGAGGCCCGCUUUACUGGAGUUGGCGUGACCAAGAGUUCAGCCAAUAGUGAAUCAUCCAACCAGUCUCUAUGCAGUGCAGGAUCACUCAGUGACAAGGAACUGGAGACACCAGAGAAGAAGGGCAAUGAGCAGAGAAUCAGGAAGAGAAAAGGAGACAUCUAUGACAGCAACAGCCAGGGAAAACUGAGGGGGCAAAAAAUAAGUGAUUAUUUUGAGUUUGCUGGUAGCAGUGGCUCUGGCACCAGUCCUGCUCGGGGCAUUUCCAUGCUGGUGCGCUCCUCUCCCCAACAUUCACUGUCUAAUCCUUUGUUUCAGCACGGCAGUCCUUCGUCCACAGGCUCAGUACACACUGACUCUUCCUCUUGCAGCUCAGUUAAAACAGCCCCCACAUACUCAUGCUCACACAAGGCCAUCCAGUCAGAACUGACGCUGCUGAAGCUGAGCGCUCUAGAGAAGGACAAGAACUCUGACCUGGAGAAGAAGGAGGGGAGGAUAGACGACCUGUUGAGGGCUAACUGUGACUUGAGGCGGCAGGUAGAUGAGCAGCAGAAAAUGCUGGAGCGCUACAAGGAACGGCUUAACAAGUGUGUGACCAUGAGCAAGAAGCUCCUGAUCGAGAAGUCAAAGCAGGAGAAAAGGGCCUGCAGGGACAAGAGCAUGCAGGACCGUCUGCGUCUUGGCCACUUUACCACUGUCCGGCAUGGAGCCUCCUUCACUGAGCAGUGGACAGAUGGAUUUGCCUUCCAGAACCUCAUCAAGCAGCAGGAGAAAAUCAACUCGCAGAGGGAGGACAUAGAGAGGCAGAGGAAGCUGCUUGGGAAAAGGAAACCGCCAUCCAUGGCCUCAACCCUUCCACCCAGUCUGGAACAGAACAAGCGAAAGAGCCGGAGCAACGGCCAAGAGAAUGAGGCGUUGUCUUUAGCAGAAUAUCACGAGCAAGAGGAGAUCUUCAAACUUCGAAUUGGUCACAUGAAGAAGGAAGAAGCAGAGAUCCAAUCAGAGCUUGAGCAUUUGGAGCGAGUUAGAAACCUGCACAUCAGGGAACUGAAGAGAAUCCAUAACGAAGACAGCUCACAAUUUAAAGACCACCCUACACUGAACGAGAGAUAUCUUCUGUUAUAUUUACUUGGAAAAGGUGGCUUCAGUGAAGUUUUCAAGGCUUUUGAUUUGACAGAGCAAAGGUAUGUGGCCAUUAAAAUCCAUCAACUCAACAAGAACUGGAGGGAGGAGAAGAAACAGAACUACCACAAACACGCGUGUCGAGAAUAUAGAAUCCACAAAGAACUUGACCACCCUAGGAUAGUCAAACUGUUUGAUUACUUCUCACUGGAAACAGACUCGUUCUGCACAGUGCUGGAGUACUGUGAAGGCAACGAUCUGGACUUCUACUUGAAGCAGAAUAAGCUGAUGUCUGAGAAGGAGGGUCGCUCCAUUGUCAUGCAGAUUGUCAACGCACUCAAGUACCUCAAUCAGAUCCGCCCGCCAAUCAUCCACUACGACCUCAAGCCAGGAAACAUCCUGUUGGUGAACGGCACAGCUUGUGGAGAGAUUAAGAUCACUGACUUUGGUCUGUCUAAGAUCAUGGAUGACGACAGCUACAGCUCUGCAGAUGGCAUGGAUCUGACGUCACAGGGCGCAGGGACCUACUGGUACCUGCCCCCUGAGUGCUUUGUGGUGGGCAAGGAGCCGCCCAAAAUAUCCAACAAGGUGGACGUUUGGUCUGUAGGGGUCAUCUUCUACCAGUGUUUAUAUGGACGCAAGCCGUUCGGUCAUAACCAGUCGCAGCAGGACAUCCUUCAAGAAAACACCAUAUUAAAAGCUACUGAUGUGCAGUUUCCCCCCAAACCUGUGGUCACCACGGAAGCAAAGGCCUUCAUUCGACGCUGCCUGGCAUAUCGCAAAGAGGACCGUGUGGAUGUUCUGCAGUUGGCCAGCGACCCCUUCCUCAUGCCACAUAUUCGCAAAGCGCUGGGCAGCAGCACACUGCUGCCGCCUCCUCUUCCCUCCACCUCCAGCGUCUUCAGCAGCAGUGCCUCUGACUGAAGCUAAACAAAACAAAAAACAACCUAGGAUGAAGCCACGUGGAGACAUUACACGCUUUAAGAAACUUCUUUGCUCCCUUUAUGAAAGAGAGCACGAUGAGUCGUAGAGAUCCUAAAAAAGUGUGAAUGGAACCAAAAUGAUGGGGGAUGUGGUGAUGUAGUAAAUAAGACA
Molecule: messenger RNA, 2915 nt
Organism: Labrus mixtus (cuckoo wrasse)
Lineage: Eukaryota; Metazoa; Chordata; Actinopteri; Labriformes; Labridae
Product: serine/threonine-protein kinase tousled-like 2
Exons: 21
Coding region: 642-2744 (700 amino acids)
Biological process (GO): peptidyl-serine phosphorylation; chromosome segregation; intracellular signal transduction
Cellular component (GO): nucleus
Molecular function (GO): ATP binding; protein serine/threonine kinase activity
Source: RefSeq, a predicted model, not a curated record